Hypoxylon fragiforme is the source of this 2820-nucleotide messenger RNA. RefSeq lists its product as uncharacterized. Gene Ontology annotation, molecular function: zinc ion binding; transcription cis-regulatory region binding; DNA-binding transcription factor activity, RNA polymerase II-specific. Gene Ontology annotation, cellular component: nucleus. Gene Ontology annotation, biological process: positive regulation of transcription by RNA polymerase II. The transcript is spliced from 10 exons. The coding region runs from base 329 to 2554 and encodes 741 amino acids. Lineage: Eukaryota; Fungi; Ascomycota; Sordariomycetes; Xylariales; Hypoxylaceae. The record is from RefSeq and is a predicted model, not a curated record.
CCAUAGCACCGUUGCUCUCCCACAUCCCACACCAUAUACUUAACGCCUAUCACCUACAUCACACACCAUAAAUCCAACAAAUCCAACCUUGGCUCGUAAUCUCGCAACCAACGCCUCGGGACCACAAUUGUGUCCAUUAUCUCAUCCUUCCGCGAGCCGUGUAACAAUAUAUCCCGGGGAAAAAACUCCCCAGUUGCCUCUCAAGCUGAGAGUCCUGCAUGCCAAAUAUGCGCCACAGUCGCCGUUGGAACGAGGGAUAUUGUGCUCGUGCAAUUUCCCACACUUAGGUCAUUCAUUAUCUCGCACUUCGUAGAGUCGCCGGCGUAUAAUGCCACGUCCGAAAAGACCCGGCGCACCAGAACCGAAACGGCGAAGUCGAAAUGGAUGCUGGCCGUGUAAAAACCGCAAGAUCAAGUGCGGCGAGGAACAUCCUCAUUGCGUAAACUGUCAGAGAACAGGUGAAGCAUGUGACUAUAGCAUCCGUUUGAACUGGGAGGGUCGAAGAGGGAAACGACCAGAGCCCGGCCUAAUUGACUUUGGCCAAGAAGUUAUAUCACCGCCCUUGCCCGCUAGAGGGUUUAAGCUGGUUCAUCAGUAUCCUUCCUCUGACGCUCCAGGAACACGGAGGCUUGAACCUCUGACCAAGCCAGCAAGCCAGCCAAGGGCUGAACACAACACAACACUUCCUCCACUUUCUCAGGCAGCAAACCCCUUAGAAAAUUCAUCUUCUACGAGUAUCAACGAGACGGAUACCUCCUUGCCCGCCAAUAAACGUGCAAAACUAACGUCAGAUCUCCAGUCGUUUGACUUUCAAUCAGCACGUCCGAACGAGCGGAGGCAUGAUUCCGCUGCCAGCUCGACUCUAGAUUCAAGCGUAGCAUCAUUCAGAUUCACCUUUGGCUCUGGGCUGUCGGCUGGCUCUCCGCUGACCCCUGCUACAUCGUCUACAUACAGCGAUGACGAUCAGCGUCACGCGAGCCGUAGGCUCUCUGUGAAUUCUCUUUUAUCAGCUCCCCUGGGCCCGCAAGUUUUCAAAGACGAGAGCAAUAGCUGUGGAAGGACUGGCCUGCCGCCGAUAGAUACUCAGCUGCGCAUGUCAACAGAGGCAACCUACUAUGGCAUUGAUCGAGGGUUUCCGGAUCGUGACAUGGGGAGAAACGAUGACAUGAUAGCCAUCAAUGGUUCAUCGCCGCUCUUACAGCGCGAAUUUAUAGACACCCCAUUUGGAGAACCGAGCGAAGAGUUUGCCUGGAACGAAUUUGGAUUUGGAGUUGAAACUAAUGAGUUCGAUGAUGAAGAAGGCGGGUACUAUUCGAACCCCGUGUCAAUAUACAUCCCUCGCAACCUCGAGCCCCUCCCGUCAAAACUCACAGACAACCCUAUGAAUAUACUUUAUUUUCAUCACUUCCUAAACCACACUGCUCGAGUUCUCGUUCCUUAUGACGACCCCCAUGCCAAUCCCUUUAGAACAAUUCUUCCGCAAAUGGCUGUCAAGAACGACAAUCUUUUGGCGCUUCUGCUCGCAUAUUCAGCUUCGCAUAGGGCACGAGUCUUGAAUCAUCCGGAGCCAAUGUUCAGGAUUGCUUUUUGGGUGGACGAUGUAUUCCCUACCCUUCGGCAGGCACUAAGCGACCCUGACAAGAAUUUUUCCAAUGCGAACCUCGCGACGGCUAUCAUGUUAGCUUCGCUUGAGAUAAUAUCUCCGAAGGUCUUCGCGUAUGACAUACCAUGGCAGAAGCAUCUGAGCCUGGCUAGAGAGCUUAUCACUGCACGACCGGGUGGCCUCCGUGGACUACAAUCCAAUUUCCGUCAUGACCCAGUUUGCUCUUUCUUGUGGAGCUGGGCCGCAUAUCUCGAUGUGAUAGGGAGCCUAAGCGGAGGACCCAAAGGCUCAUCAUCAGCCUGGAUAUUUGAUUACGAAUUAGAUGAUAUUGUGGACGGAUAUGAUGAGAUAGAUUGCAUCAUGGGAUUCACCACGCGCUGCAUCUAUCUUCUAGCCAAGAUUGCUGACCUUGCUAGGAAAUGCGAUGUCGAGCGCAUCGGGGACGAUUUGAAUUUGCGACAGGAUUGGGAGCCGAGCGAGGAAGUCUUUGAGCAGGCCUCAAAAAUAGAAGCGGCAGUCACCGAGAGCAUGGUUCAAUCGCCUGUGCCAUGUAAGCACAUACAUAAGAAAGGAGAUGUCGCGAAAUGGGAUAGACGCGAGAUGGAAGCCACAAACGAAGCCUUCCACUGGGCUGGGCUUGUCCACCUCUAUCGCAGAAUCAUGGGAAAACCAUCUGAGGAUGGAAGCGUGCAAACGGCUGUACAAAAGAUGAUUGAAUGCUUUAGUCGUAUUCGAUCAGGGGGGACAGCGGAAUCAUGCCUGCUGUUUCCCAUGUUUACGGCGGGUUGCGAUGCUAGAGAUGAAGGGCAGAGGGCUCUUAUUCUCAAAAGAUUUAUGACAGCGGAGAACCACGGGAUGACCCAGGUUCACAAUGCACGCCGCCUGAUGCAAAAAGUCUGGGAAACACAAAAGCCUUGGGAGACAUUGGUAAGCACGGAAUUUAUUGGAUAAACGUUUUAUAGCAACUCAUUGCAAGUUGCUGUGGGAGUUAUGCCCCCUUAUACAUUAUAUAAGCUACCUUGGUAGAAUAUCCACCAAGGCCUUGGAUAUCAAAUACGUUAUAAGACAGACGAAUAGCGUGACGGGGUUUGAAGUUGUUAUCGCUUUUGUCAACGAUACGAUAUGAUAUGAAUGAAUAAUUUAGGUUAGUAGAUACCGAAUAUCAAAAUAUCAAAAUAUCAAAAUAGCAAAUGCUAUUGAUGCAUCAAUGACAAUAC